GUAAAUCCGUCCACAACAAUUGCAAGUUCGGCAUGACCAGACUCUGGUACAAGGCUGGAACAAAUCCUUAGAAAUAGAUGUCGUUUCCUGCGGCUGCCUAAUAUAUUUAUGGCCUAACAGGAGAAACAGUGAUGGGGCAAUUUUCUCUAUAAAUGCCUUACCGUGCUCCCCACUACGAGUGGUUGUUUCCACCUCGCGCACCCAACUGUUAUCAAACACGGACAAUUGUUCAUCCUCAUUCUUAGGUGGAAAUGACUGAUAAAUCUGAACCGGACCAGGCGAAGAAGGGCAAGGAGGCAAUGGUUGGUAUGAAGGCGGAUGUGAAGACUCUCCAAUUGCUCAGCUCUUCAGCCAAGGCUGCAAUAGAUAAGCGAGAAAAGAUUAAGAAUGAAAAAGCAAAGCUCGCUCUUGAGGAAGCUAUUCAUAUAGCACUCAGAGAGCAGAAUCAGACGGGUUCAAGCAAGGAAACCGGGCAGUGACAAAUUAGGAGUUGCCGAAAUUCUGACUUGUUACCAUGGCAUAAUUUGGUGAAACGCACCAUGAUCGGGACAUUUCUCAAUUAGUUUUGGUUGGAGUUUUUUGCCAAAAAGUGCGAAAAGCCCAGUUGGGCUGGAUAGGGCGAGGAUAUACCAGAACGUCCCCAUCUCCCAAGCCUGGUUCAUGAUGACUGAUAGUUUAAUCGUGUUGCUAGCACUGUCACCUCGCUCUUCUUCAUCUGUCAAGAUGGUCAUAAAUUCCACUCGAGCUUUCUCAUACUCCUCAGUCACUAUCUGAUCCACACCCUUGUUUGUAA
Molecule: messenger RNA, 793 nt
Organism: Blastomyces dermatitidis ER-3
Lineage: Eukaryota; Fungi; Ascomycota; Eurotiomycetes; Onygenales; Ajellomycetaceae
Exons: 3
Coding region: 252-479 (75 amino acids)
Source: RefSeq, a predicted model, not a curated record